UACCUUCUGGUCUUCAGGAACUUCAGCAUGUAACCGCGCUAUAGGGACCUCAGUGUACCCCUCUUCACAGCACAAAUAAAUACGUUUGGAAAUGGAGGUGGAAGAGGCAUACGAAAAAGGAGAGAAUACACAGGGGAAAAUGACUCGAGCUGAAGCUGCAAAAUUAGUGAAAAAGAACUUUCUGGAAGCCCUGAAGUCCAAUGACUAUGAAACACUGGAAGACCUCUUGAACCAAAAGAAAAUAGAUGUAGACACGGUGUUUGAAGUGGAAGAUGAGAAUCUGAUUCUGGCGUCCUACAAACAAGGAUACUGGCUGCCUAGUUACAAAUUAAAAAUAUCCUGGGCAACUGGACUUCAUCUGGCUGUCAUGUAUGGGCAUCUGGAGAGUCUUUCAGUCCUGCUCAAUCACAAAGCUACGAUCAACUGCCGGCCCAAUGGGAAAGCCGCAAUCCACAUAGCGUGUGAAACAGCAAAUGUUGAGUGUCUCAAGAUCCUCUGCAACCAUGGAGCUAAGCUGAACUGCUUUUCAAUGAGUGGGCAGGCGCCCUUGCACUUCUGUACAACAUUAACCUCCAUUCCUUGCGCCCAGCAGCUGAUUUGGAGAGGAGCCAACGUGAACAUAAAAACCAACAACCAAGAUGAGGAGACCCCUCUGCACACUGUUGCGCGUUUGGGUAUCCCUGAGCUCGUGGCUUUCUAUGUGGAACAAGGGGCGCAGGUCAAUGCUCUCAAUGCCCACAUGGAGACCCCCCUGGCUUGUGCAGUCUACUGGGCCCUCCACUACAAGGACCAGACGUACAGCCCCGACCAUCACCUCAUCUGCCGGAUGCUCUUAGACUAUAAAGCUGAAGUGAACACUCGUGAUGAGGACUUCAAGUCCCCACUCCACAAAGCUGCCUGGAACUGUGAUCAUGUACUGCUUCACAUGCUUCUGGAGGCAGGAGCAGAAGCCAACAUCAUGGAUGUCAAUGGCUGUGCACCCCUACAGUAUAUCAUAAAAGUGACAUCUGUGAGGCCAGCUGCCCAGCCUGAUGUCUGCUACCAACUGCUACUGAAUCAUGGAGCAGCCAGGAUAUUUCCCCUGCAGUUCCACAAGGUGCUACAAGCCUGUCAUUCCUACCCCAGGGCUGUGGAGGUGGUCGUUAACACCUAUGAACACAUCAAAUCGACAUCAAAGUGGAAAGCGGCCAUACCAGAUGAUGUCUUUGAGCGGCACCAGGAUUUCUACGACUCCUUAUUCAGUGUGUGCAGCAAUUCACCACGGUCCCUCAUGCAUUUAUGCAGAUGUGCUAUUCGGAUGACACUGUCAGAACGAUGCCACCGGGGCGUUCCCUUGCUCUCCAUCCCACUGUCCAUGAAGAAGUACUUGCUGCUGGAACCAGAAGGAAUAAUCUACUGAGCAAGUGCUGUGCUGCUGCCUGCACCUUCAUGGAGUUACAGGCCCUGUGCUCACACAAACCUUCACUUCUGUGUGGCCUGAGGGCUGGCUGGCACUCAUUGGCCCACCUCACAGCCUCCUUGGGGAAGCAGAGUUGGAAAGGCACCUCCAAAUGAACACAUCCCUCGAUGCUUUGUUCAGCCUAGCGUAAACCCAACAAUGGAAGCAAUGAUGCUUCCAUUUCUAUCAGUAUUUAUUCCACUGUUUGAUAUUGUUAGAUUCAACCUGAGCAGCCCUUAGUACUGUGUCACUGCAGUUUUCUUUAGCUGUCAUUUUAGGAGUAAGAGGGUACCGUCAAAAAGUAGCGUGUUCAUUUGUCAUAGGAAUGCUGUCCCAGAAAGAAAUGGGCAAACUGAUUUGUAUCGUGACCACAGUCAGGAUUGCAGUAGUUUCCUAUGGAUCAGUACUGAAUUUGGGAUUAAUUCAUUGUUCACUACACCUGUCUGUACCUUAAAGUUUUGUCAUAAUACUAUUCUUUUUAAUUGUAAUAUUUUUUUUCCAUUAUCCAUCCUAGUAUAGGAAGGGGUCUGGAAUCUGCAGCACUGACAUUUCUGUGUGUUCUUAUUCAUGCCUUGGUAGCUUUUAGAAGAUGCUGUCUCUGUUUCCACUCUCACUGUGACCUGCAUUAAAUUCACAUCCUGGUGUGGAUAAGGCAGAUGACCUGGACUUACCUGUGUCAGCUCACACACAUACACACAUCCUUCAGGAUGUUUUUGGGUGGGAUCUGUGAAGAAUAUGAAAAUUUCUGUCCGUUGGUUACAAAAGGGUACUAACCUAUUAACAUGGGCUAUAUAUCUCAUUUUUGGGCAGCGAAGCACAGGUGAAAAGAAUUCCAUCUUAACUGAAAGGUGUUUUCAGAGUGAGGAAACGUAGGCUGAGCUGUUUCAGACUUGUCAGUUGCUCAGUGCCUUUGAAUCUGCUGGUGCUGGUUCCCACGAAACAGUUUCUCCUGGCAGAGCCAUUGUCUCCAGUGCAAGGGAAGAAAUGCAGGGCGCACUGUAGGUAUCCUGCAGCAACAGUAAUGUAUGAUUUGACCUAUAGAUAAAACCCAUUUUUACUCCCUUUUUUUAGUUUGAUGCAGUCUGUUUGCACUGUUCUUCAUUUAGACUCUGAUAACUCUGGGCUCUGAUAGAAGGGAGGUGAGCUGAGCCCACCAUCAGGAACCAGAACCCCUGACUUCUCACUGCAUCUCUGGCUGAUGCAGUGGUUCCUUACUAUCAUUAUUAACUCUUUGCAAGAGAUCCCACAUCUUGCUGGGCUUUUCCUAUCUGUACAGAAGCAGCCAAGCUGUUCAGUGUCUCUGUGCUUUGCAAAGUGUCAAGAACAGCACCCAAAGAAAUGCACAGAUUAUUUAGUAUUAUAAAUCACUUUACUGACAGAAAGCACAGUGAUAAGAACUCUUACUAUUAGUAACAGGCCUAACAAGUGUUACAUCUAUAUCAAAAGCAGUCCCACAGUCACUGGGGAGUCAUAGGAUCACACAGGUUGGAAAAGACCUUCAAGAUCAUCAAGUCCAGCCACCAACCUGACUUGCUGAGUGCCAUCACCACACCGUGUCCUUCAGUGCCAAUCAAGCCCUGUACUUUACUAAAAUGAUGAAAGGUUUCUAAAGUGAAUUUUGAGGGACUGGGAAAACUUACAUAAUAUAAAGCCACUGCUUUUCUAAGCAAUGCAUCUGUGUAAGUCAGAAAUGGGGAAAAGGACUUGCCAGCUGGACAAGGCAAGAAAAUAUUUGUUUCUUUCUGAACAGUCUGACAACAGGACUAGCUGUGCACUCCAGAAGAGGCAGAUGGAGGUGCCUGGUUUUACUUUGAAGGCAUACUCAUGCUGGUGGCUUCAGGAUGUGAGAUUCUCAUCUGGAAGGGGGAGGUUUAAGGCAGAACAAUAGCACUGUUUUUGACCUGUCGUAGUGAGGACUCUCUUGCUGAGAGAGAAGAAAAAAGACUGUCACCACUGUUCCUAAAUUCCCCCUGAUCCUCCCUCUUCACAUUGAACAAGCUUAAUUUUCAUUCUGCAGGCACCCAGCCUCACUUCCAAGCUUUGUACCCAAGCAGGUGCCAGAUUACAGCCAUUGUGGGAUGUGACAGAGAGCACAGUGGGAUCAGGCUGAUUAUAGUCAUAGGAAUUUGCAAGCUGUUAAAAACACUGGAGAACAUCCCCACUGCAGAAAGAAAAAGACUAAUUGAUGCACUUUAAUUGCUUCUGUUGUUGGAGUUAGAAGAGCAACAGUAAGCAAACCUUAUUAUUUGUUACCUUUUAACAUUUCUUUCUUUUUAAAUCUCACUGCAGUGCACAGUAAGACUAAGUACAUCUAGUUUCUGUGCACUAGAUGAAGCUGCCCAGGUGAAGCAUGGAGGCACCUUGUAUUUAUUAAAUUUA
This is a messenger RNA of Meleagris gallopavo (turkey), 3817 nucleotides long. It is a transcript of the gene ASB4, whose product is annotated as ankyrin repeat and SOCS box containing 4. Gene Ontology annotation, cellular component: nucleus. The record is from RefSeq and is a predicted model, not a curated record. Gene Ontology annotation, molecular function: protein binding; transcription cis-regulatory region binding. Gene Ontology annotation, biological process: positive regulation of transcription by RNA polymerase II; intracellular signal transduction. Lineage: Eukaryota; Metazoa; Chordata; Aves; Galliformes; Phasianidae.